Cydia fagiglandana is the source of this 3971-nucleotide messenger RNA. It is a transcript of the gene Tip60, whose product is annotated as histone acetyltransferase Tip60. Gene Ontology annotation, cellular component: chromatin; MSL complex. NCBI's taxonomy places the organism in Eukaryota, Metazoa, Arthropoda, Insecta, Lepidoptera, Tortricidae. The coding region runs from base 72 to 1685 and encodes 537 amino acids. Gene Ontology annotation, biological process: positive regulation of transcription by RNA polymerase II; negative regulation of DNA-templated transcription. The transcript has 14 exons. Gene Ontology annotation, molecular function: histone H4K16 acetyltransferase activity; transcription coregulator activity. The record is from RefSeq and is a predicted model, not a curated record.
CGUUUUAGUGUUGACAGUUGCUUAGACAUCAGGCUUCUGUUUUUUGGACUUAAUUGUAAAUAUUUAGCAUAAUGAACGAAAACGACGAGGAACUUACUACAUUUUGUGAUUCAGCAGCUGCUUUGGUAGAAGGCUGUAGAUUGCCAGUUCGCAUGCAGGGAGGCAAUGACUGGCCUCUAGCAGAAAUUAUUAGUAUUAAAGAGAUUCGUGGACAACGAGGCUACUACGUGCAUUAUGUUGACUUCAACAAGCGUCUUGAUGAAUGGGUGUCCGAGUCCUGGCUGGAUACUCGCAAGGUGCAGUUCCCCCGGAGAGAUGGAGCCCCUGCCCCAGCGGGGACCACCACUCCGAAGAAGACACACAUUGGUUCAGGAGGUGGCAUUAUGCCUCAUGUUAUUAAUGAUAGAGUCUGCAAUGACAUACCGAAAUCUAGUAGCGAUACCAAUAGAGAGCUACAAGCUAGUGUGACACCGUUACAGCACAAAGCCCCAGAAAGAACACAUUUUGGCGAAGCGCUCAAUGGUUCCGUACACAAAAAUGCACCCGUCCCCGGCACGCCGAUGGCGGAGCCCCGGGCGCUGGUGUCGCGGCCCGCGAGCCCCACGCUGCUGGCGGAGCCCCCUCUCGUCAACGGCCAGGCCGUGCUGGCCGCCGCGCUACACAAGAAGAUGAACAGGAAACGGAAAGCUAACUCUAUAGACAAUGAGUCAGAGGCUGGGGAAGAAGGCGAAGCUAGCGCAUCAGGCGCGGCCACACCGACCACGAGACCGCGACAAUCCGGCUCUCUCGUAGCACACGGUCACGAUGACUUGGUGACCCGCAUGAAAAACAUCGAGAUGAUAGAGCUCGGCAAGCAUCGGAUCAGACCCUGGUACUUCGCGCCCUACCCACAGGAAAUGGUGAAUCUCCCCUGCAUAUACAUAUGCGACUUCUGUUUAAAAUAUAGGAAAAGUAGAAAAUGCUUGGAAAGGCACUUGAUCAAAUGCAAGCUAAAACAUCCUCCCGGCAACGAGAUCUACCGCAAAGGCAGUAUCUCGUUUUUCGAGAUCGACGGACGGAAGAAUAAAUGCUACGCGCAGAAUCUCUGCCUGCUGGCCAAGUUGUUCCUCGACCACAAGACCUUGUACUACGACACUGAUCCCUUCCUGUUCUAUGUUAUGACUGAGUUUGACUCCAGAGGUUUUCACAUAGUAGGAUAUUUUUCAAAAGAGAAAGAAAGUACAGAAGACUACAAUGUAGCGUGUAUACUGACUCUACCUCCAUACCAAAGAAAAGGAUAUGGAAAACUUUUAAUAGAAUUUAGUUACGAACUGUCCAAGUUCGAAGGCAAAACGGGUUCACCUGAGAAACCGCUCUCAGACUUGGGUCUCCUCUCAUAUCGGAGCUACUGGGCACAGACCAUCUUGGACAUUCUGAUGCACAGCAAACCAGUUGGUGACAAUGAAAAACCCAUCAUUACUAUAAAUGAAAUCUGCGAGCUGACCAGUAUUAAGAAGGAGGACGUGAUAAGCACGCUCCAGAACCUUAACCUGAUCAACUACUACAAGGGCCAGUACAUCAUAUCGGUCAAUCAGGAACUAAUGCAGCAACACGAGAAGAGUAUGGAGAAACGAACGUUGAAGAUAGACCCGAAAUGCUUGCAUUGGACCCCUAAAGAUUGGUCGAAACGUGCCAAAUGUGUUUGAGGAGCUGCGAGAUAUUACUGUGGCUUCCGACACGUAGCCGAAUUUGGGGCAAAAGUCUUCAUAGAAGAAUGGGUAAAUAUGUAUCUAUGUCUUACAACUAAUAUCUAACUUCGCUACAAAUAAAUUGGACAGGUAGAAUACCACCCUAGAGACCUGUAAAUACAUUUUUGGAAAGUUGGCUCUGUAAGUUUGUGAACUCAACUGUACUUUAGUACUAGCUUAUGUACCUGUCUAAACAAGUUCUAGUAGGUACCUAUAUGUAUAUCCAGUGAAACCUGGAUAAGUGAGAUCUCAAGGGACGAGCAAAUUUGUCUCACUUAAAGAGGUUUUCCACUUACCCAGGCUCCCAGUUAGCCAGGUACAAAUAAAUUUCUGUCUCAUUUACAGAGGGUUCCAUUAAUAGAGGUGAGAAUAGAGUAUAUUUCAGUUAUAGAGGUGGUUAAUAAGGUAUUUAGUAAUUAUCUUUAAAAAAUAAAUAAGGUAAAAUAAUCCUUGUCCCUAAAUAUUUUUUAAGUCUGUUUAAAUAUUUCUUUGAAUUUAUUUUGAAUGAUUCUCCAAAGGAUAGUUAUUUCAAAAUUAAAUUAAUUUUGAUACUGACUUCAUUGCGUAUUAGAAAUUUAAUAAAUAAAAUUUAAUUAUUUUUUCGUGUUACUUAUCAAAAUUUCAGCUUUCGUUUCGAUAGUUUUAACUACUUACAUAAAUUAACUAAAUCAAACUUGAAGUUGUUUAGAUACAAUUAGGCAAAUGCGGAAUUUUGUGGAUAGACUAAGAGUUAGUGAGAAUACGGAAAUUGUUCAAUGAAGUCCAAGUUAGAGAGGUCAUAGAUUGACGUUAUCUCAGAUACAGAAGUCAAUUCCCCAUAAAAUUCUAAAAAACAAUUAGGUAAAUGUAAUCUUAUAAAUAUAGUCUCAGUAAAGGAGGUAAAAUACACUCUGUCUCAAUUAUAGAGGUAAAUGUGACUAUAUAAUCACAACAACGAUCCCAGUUAUAGAGGUUCGUUUUAUCUCAGUAACAGAGGUAAUUCAGUGCUAAAGUGUCGGGACCGCACCAUGAGUCCCAGCUAUAGAGGUUUCUCACUUAUCCAGGUCCCACUUAACCAGGUUUCACUGUAUAUAUUUCUGUAUAAAAAAAUUGUUACUGCUGGAUAGGGUUGCUAAUUGUAUAGAGUGAGUCGAAAUCCCCUCUAUCAUGUUGUAAAUCUUAAAUAAACUGACUUGAUUUCUUUUAGCUACUAUCAAUUGGUGUUAUUUCUUUUAAGAGACUAAAGUAACCAAUAAUGUUAGAAUAUGACUCUUAGGCCCUUGGCGUUACUGUUGUCAAGAAAUUAUUGACUGUAUAAGGAUGUGUAAAGUUUGAGACAAAUUCUUGCUUCGUAUUUUACAAUCUAUGUAGAUGGCGCGGUAAGGGUAUGUACAUUAUGCGGUAACUGUUUGUCGGAAUUUUGACUUUUCAAUUCGUUCGUCAAUUCAGUGACCACAAAACAUGACGCAGUACCUACAGCGCUAUUUCAGCUGUAAAACUAGGAACACGAUCUUCUUAAACUACAUAUUUUCUAUAACACUUUAAACUCUCGCGUUUUGUACACAUAUAGUCCGUUUUUUUUAGCAUUAGAAAGAACUUCGCAGAAGUUCGCUUGUGGUUCUAAAUCUGGCACUUUUAGCGGUAACAAUUUGAAGUAAAUUAUAUGUAUUGACCAUGCUACAUUAGAUAAUUCAAUAAUUAUUAACAAUUAACGAGCCUGAUUAAAACUGCACGCUUGCUUCUGCGGAGUUCUUUCUAAUGCCAAAAAAAAAACGAACUAUAGUUAAUUACACAAAUGGGUAUACCGCGAUAUAAUUUCAUUGUUUUUACCUUUAAUUCCCACUUUUUUGCUGAGUUACACCACAACCGUGGUGUGGUCUUUCCGUGACCACCGCUGGUGCAACUCUGCUGAAACGUCGGAAUUAAAGGUAAAAACAAUGAAAUUAUAUCGCGGUAGACCCAUUUGUGUAAUUAAAUAUACAUAUUUACUAUAUUCAGUAACUGUUUACUAUUGUUACGAUUAUGUAUUUACCGGUUUAUUAGCUAUUGAGCAUGUAGCUCAAACAAUAUUUCAUAAAUCCAUUGUAAGCAAUCUUGAUAAAUUGAAGUAAAAUUUGUCUGUCAUGUCAUGACUCAAGUAGCGUAUGAAUUGUUUAAUUUAUCGUAUGACAAGAUGACUGUAUUAGCGCUUGUACAUAUAGCAGUAAGACUAGAUAUUUGUUCUAAGCCUUAAUUGUGAUAUUAAAAUAUAUCAGUCUAGUAAAA